UGGAAGAUUCCAAAAAAAAUGUCCAAAUAGUUUGAGCUGCAGAUAAAAGUGUGUGAGUAAUUGUGUGUGUGAGUGAGAGAUAAUAUAGUUUGCAUCCACGGUCAGUCAGCAGGCUGAGAGCUGAGGAGACACUUCUCACUGCUGACCUGAACCGGGCUCCGGCUAUUUCCUGCUUCACACGUACACUAACGCGCACAGUUGAUUGGAUCCUUGUUAGUGUGGCAUUACAAGAUAAUAUAAGACCCCAGGCCUCAGAAAAGGUCAGCGCUUCCUCACAACUGAGCAAACUCCUUUCCUUAUAGGUGCCAUGGCAGAGCGGGUGUUGGUGGUUGGCAGUGGUGGACGGGAGCAUGCACUGGCCUGGAAGUUGGCCCAGUCGCCGCAGAUUCAGCAAGUCCUGGUGGCUCCGGGUAACGCAGGCACAGCCAGCUGUGGGAAGAUCAGCAACUCUGAGGUGUCAGUGAAUAAUCACUCCAUCCUGGCUCAGUUCUGUAAGGAUCAUCAUGUGGGGCUAGUUGUAGUGGGGCCUGAGGUUCCGCUGGCAGCAGGUAUCGUGGACGACCUGAUGGCGGCAGGAGUGCCGUGUUUCGGCCCCUCGGCCAAAGCAGCUCAGUUAGAGGCCAGCAAGAGCUUCUCCAAGGCUUUCAUGGAGCGUCAUGGCAUUCCCACGGCUCGCUACGGCUCCUUCACUGACCCCCAGGAGGCCUGCAACUACAUCCGCACUGCUGACUUUCCCGCACUGGUGGUGAAGGCCAGCGGUCUGGCAGCGGGAAAGGGAGUCAUUGUGGCAAAAGACCAGGACGAAGCCUGUCAGGCUGUGAUGGACAUCAUGAAGGACAGAGCAUUUGGAGCUGCAGGGGAGACAGUGGUGGUUGAGGAGCUUCUAGAGGGAGAGGAAGUGUCUUGUCUGUGCUUCAGUGACGGCUCCUCAGUGUCCCCGAUGCCUCCAGCGCAGGAUCACAAGCGGCUGCAGGACGGCGACCUGGGGCCAAACACCGGCGGCAUGGGCGCCUACUGCCCCACCCCUCAGGUGAGUCAGGAGCUGCUGCAGCAGAUCAGAGAGACGGUCCUUCAGAAGACAGUGGAUGGGAUGAAGGAGGAGGGAACUCCUUAUGUAGGUGUGCUGUACGCAGGGCUGAUGUUGACCAAGCAGGGGCCAAAGGUGCUCGAGUUCAACUGUCGCUUCGGAGACCCUGAGUGUCAGGUGCUGCUGCCCCUGCUGAAGAGCGACCUGUAUGAAGUCAUCUUGAACACCAUGAAUGGCAAACUGGCCUCCAGCGCCCCCAUGUGGCACCAGGACAGCUCUGCAGUCACAGUGGUCAUGGCCAGCGCUGGUUACCCUGGCUCCUACAAGAAAGGAGUAGAGAUCACAGGUUUGUCCCAGGUUCAGGACAAAGGUCUGCAGGUUUUCCACGCCGGCACAGCCCUGAAGGAAGGAGGUGGGGGUGUGGUGUCCAGCGGCGGGCGGGUCCUGACUGUCACCGCCAUCAGUUCGUCCCUAGAGGCGGCCUUGCAGGCGGCCAAUCAGGGCGUGGCUGCCAUCGGCUUCCCGGGUGCCGAGUAUCGCCGCGAUAUCGGCCACCGGGCCAUCGCCCACCUGAACCAGCGCAGAGGUCUGACCUAUAAGGACAGCGGAGUGGACAUAGCUGCUGGUAACAAGCUGGUGGAGAUGAUCAAGCCUCUGGCCAAGGCAACUUCUCGCACUGGGUGUAAUGCAGAACUGGGGGGCUUUGCUGGUCUCUUUGACCUGAAGGCAGCAGGAUUUGUCGACCCGAUCCUGGUAUCUGGGACAGAUGGCGUGGGAACCAAGCUCAAGAUCGCCCAGGAGUGCAGGCAGCAUGGCAGCCUGGGCCAGGACCUGGUGGCCAUGUGUGUGAACGAUGUGCUGGCUCAGGGCGCUGAGCCGCUCUUCUUUCUCGACUACUUCUCCUGUGGCAGCCUGGAUGUGGACGUGGCUGCCUCGGUGGUUGGUGGCGUUGCUAAGGCCUGUGAGAUGGCUGGCUGCGCUCUGCUGGGAGGCGAGACAGCAGAGAUGCCGGGCGUUUAUGCUCCAGGUGAGUACGACCUGGCUGGGUUCUGUGUUGGAGCGGUGGAGCGCGGGGCCCUGCUGCCCAGGCUGGGGGACAUCGCUGAGGGGGACCUGCUGAUUGGACUGGCUUCCUCUGGAGUCCACAGCAACGGCUUCAGCUUGGUCCGCAAAGUCCUGGAGAAGGCCCAUCUCAACUACAGUUCCCCUGCUCCUUUUGGCAAGCCAGAACAGACUGUCGGGGAGGCUUUGCUCACACCAACUAAGAUCUACAGCCGUCUCCUCCUGCCAAUCCUGCGCAGUGGCGCCGUCAAAGCCUACGCUCACAUCACAGGUGGCGGACUUCUGGAGAACAUCCCUCGGGUGCUGCCCCAGGAGCUGGCAGUCGAUUUAGACGCAUCACGAUGGAGCAUCCCUCCGGUGUUUUCCUGGCUGCACAAGGAGGGGGGUCUGAGCGAGGAGGAGAUGGCCCGCACCUUCAACUGUGGCCUGGGUGCAGUACUGGUGGUGGCUCCCCUGGAUGCUCAAAGGGUUCUGCGCCAGCUCCAGGCCCACGAAGAGGCCUGGAUCGUGGGUUCACUUGCCCACAAGCAGCCUGGGGCAGAGCCUGUGGUGGUCCGUAACCUGAAACACAGCCUGCUGAAUGCAGGACCAGCCUUCGGUGGAGAGUUGGUGGUUGAGCAAAAAAAUGGUUGCCAUGGCGACAUCAGCACGCCACGCAAGAGGACAAGAGUAGCUGUUCUCAUCUCUGGCACAGGCACCAACCUUCAGGCGCUGAUAGAGCAGGCGAAGCGUCCGUCCAGCUCAGCAGAGAUUGUGGUGGUCAUCUCCAACAGGCCUGGAGUUCAGGGCCUGAAGAGAGCGUCUUUGGCUGGCAUCCAGACACGGGUGGUGGACCACAAACUGUAUGGGAGCCGUGCAGAGUUUGAUGGGACCAUUGAUCGAGUGCUGGAAGAGCUUGGAGUGGAGCUGGUGUGUCUGGCUGGAUUCAUGAGGAUCCUCACGGGAGCUUUUGUCAAGAAAUGGAACGGAAAGCUACUGAACAUCCAUCCAUCCCUGCUGCCAUCAUUCAAGGGUGUGAAUGCCCAGAAGCAGGCCCUGCAGGCCGGCGUGCGGGUCACAGGCUGCUCGGUUCACUUUGUAGCAGAAGAGGUGGAUGCAGGAGCCAUCAUUGUGCAGGAGGCAGUGCCCGUGCUGAGCAGUGACACAGAGGAGAGUCUGUCUGACAGAAUCAGAGAGGCCGAGCACCGAGCCUUCCCCACGGCUUUGGAGCUGGUUGCCAGCGGUGCCGUCAGGCUCGGAGAAGACGGGCACAUCAUGUGGAAGUCAAAUUCUCAGAGUUAAAGAAAUUAAAUCCAGCUUAGUGUAACUCAACAGUUUACUUUUGGUACAUAAAACUGGUUUUCUAAUAAAAAAACAAGUUCAUUGUUUUUUACACCAUCAGCUAAGGUCAUAGUAUUAACUUUUUAGUCCUCCACUAUCCCAAACUGAUCCAGUAGAGUUAAUUUCUUCAUAGAUUGCUGAUAAGUAGAUGGAAUAGUAGCAUUUCAACUUCUAAACAAGCUUUCAUUCCAAUUGUACCAUUUGAGAGAUGUUAUAAUUUUAUCUGCACUGGAAUUAACCUGGAAACUGGAAAAAAGGCAUGGGGUCAUGUAACAUAUAGUGCCGUCUAGAUGGAGUAUUUCAUGAGUGUAGUGAAUUCUUGAAUGCCUGCAUAGCGGGAGCUGUUAUGUCAUCAUUAAACAUGUCUGGGUGAGUGUGAUAUUUCUGCUUCAUUGUUUCAUUUAGAUGUUGGCAUGUGGACAUGGGAUGAUGAUGUGAUGCUGGUAAAUAAUAAUAAUAACAAUAAGUAGAUAUUAUGUAUUUCCUGCUGAAAAUGCGUAUGAAUGCCUCAAGCAUCCACACUAUUGUUCUUUCAAACUUUAUGAGUGUGAAUGCAACUGAUCUAAUGAUUGUAUGAUUUUAUACAACUUUUUGAAUGAAUUAAAAAAAUGAAUGGGA
Messenger RNA from Lates calcarifer (barramundi perch), 4027 nucleotides. RefSeq names its product phosphoribosylglycinamide formyltransferase (gene gart). Gene Ontology annotation, biological process: 'de novo' IMP biosynthetic process; adenine biosynthetic process. The record is from RefSeq and is a predicted model, not a curated record. The coding region runs from base 308 to 3370 and encodes 1020 amino acids. Gene Ontology annotation, cellular component: cytosol. The transcript is spliced from 24 exons. Gene Ontology annotation, molecular function: ATP binding; phosphoribosylglycinamide formyltransferase activity; phosphoribosylamine-glycine ligase activity. Lineage: Eukaryota; Metazoa; Chordata; Actinopteri; Centropomidae.